Molecule: messenger RNA, 1669 nt
Organism: Ostrea edulis (European flat oyster)
Lineage: Eukaryota; Metazoa; Mollusca; Bivalvia; Ostreida; Ostreidae
Product: 26S proteasome non-ATPase regulatory subunit 5-like
Exons: 8
Coding region: 20-1522 (500 amino acids)
Biological process (GO): proteasome assembly
Cellular component (GO): cytosol
Source: RefSeq, a predicted model, not a curated record
GAUUCAUAACCCGCAAAAAAUGGCUGCUUUCAAUUUGACCAGUCUAUUGGAGAGCUUGCCGAAUUCAACUGAUUGGGAGCAAUCUCUGCUAGAUUUGAAGACGCUGUUGACAUCUCUAUCACCAAGUGUUUUAAGGAACGUGACACAGAAUCUGUCUUACCAUGUCAUAUUUGAUUUAUUAAACACAGACAAUAAAGAAGUACUGGAACUUUGUUGCCAAGUGCUUGAAAAGUUGCUUGAUGCAUCAGGACCAUCUGUUGUAUUUCAAAGUUAUAGAGAAGAUAUACUGAAAGGUCUCAAUCAUCCACAGACAAUGGUCAGAUGUCUGUGUUUGAGACAGAUGAUUAGUGCAUCUGAGGAGGUGGUGGACGAAUUAUUGCCUCACAAAGAAGUUCUCCAGAAAACUGUUGGUUUGCUCUCGGAUGACAUCCAGGUGGCUAACCUGGCUACCAAAAUUCUGGUCAAUCUAGGUAUGACUUCACAGGGAUUGGCAGCUUUGUUCAGCAACCAGAUGAUCCAUUGUAUAGAACAAGUGCUCAACAUCAGUGACAUCAUCAGAUUCAGAGUAUAUGAGAUGUUGAUCCAAAUUUGCAAACUGUCAUUGGCAGCACUAGAGAACACACAUAACAGUGGUCUUCUCCAACAGGUAUUAAAUGAGGUCUAUAGGGAGGAUAUCUUGAUUCAACUGAAUGCCAUAGAGAUGUUGUCUGACCUAACAAUGGUGGACCAUGGUCUGAUUUAUCUAGACCAGCAAGGCAUUGUGGGAAAAUUAGAGAGCAUGAUGGAAGAUCUGGAGUCCAAUCCAUAUGGCAAUUUGCUAUUACCAGGUUUAACAAAGUUCUUUGGUGGAGUUGCCAGGUUUCAUCCAAAGGAAGUUUGCAGCAGUAACAAGACCUUUGUAAACUCUGUGUUUGAGGGUUUAACUUCAGGGGAUCAAACACAACGAAGCCUCUCUGUCCAGACUGUCGGUUUCAUCGGUGAAUCAGUGGAAGGAAAGAUGGCUCUGGAUAAACUAGGAAAUGUGAUGAUACAUGGUGUAAAAUCCAUUGGAUCCAUGGUCAGAGAUGCUCCCUCAGAACUACGCAUUAUGGCACUGGAAACAACUUCCAGAAUCACCAGACUUCAGAUUGCAGAACAAACAGAUGAAUUACUAAAGCUUACAGAGAAGUGGUUUAGUUUACUGACCAACAAUCCAUUUGAGACCUUGAUGUCAGUUGUGAGACUACCUUUUCCAGACCUCCGUUGUGCUGGUCACCGUAUUUUAGAAUCUCUUGCACUGCAGCCUUGGGGACAGACUCUCAUGAACAAGUACCCAGGGUUCACCGAGUUCUUGUUAGAUAGAAGUACAGAAAAAACUAAAGAGACAAAAGAAUCCAAGUUUUCCAUAAUAAAAACCAUAGCGGAGGCACCGACUGCAGUUGGUGUGUUUGGACAGCCGUAUAUUGUUCAGGUCAAAGCAAUGGCCCUUCAAGGACCUUUCUUUGUGCAGACACAAUCAGAAGUGGCCUUUGAGGGGGAGUAAUUGGUUUUUUUCUUUCUUGUAGUAAUCAAUGCAUAUUUAAACCUUGAAUUAAAUUUACACAAACUUUGAUUUUUCGCCAGUAAUUUUUAUGAAAAAUCUACAUGCAUCAACUCAUUAACAAUAAAAAAAUUGCAAGGCUAAUGAAAA